AUGACCCCCAAGAAGACCAAUGCUUUUUUUGGUGUCCCAAAGGAACCCAAGAAACCCAAACAACCUCCCCCGAAAAUGAAAACUUUCGUUGACGACAAAGAUUACGAUGAUCAUUCCCCUAGCGGUCAGGCUCGAAUCGAUAGAAACCGUCAAUACCAUCGCUUCAAGCAUAGCUCAGAGGUCGGGGUCGAUGACCGACCUGACCCGCGUGACAAGACUCGUCAGACCAAAGAGGACUUCAAAGAGAAGAUGAUAGCCGAGAAGCCUGAUGAUCGUGUUCCCAAUGCUGCCUUCUUCUUCUUUACGAAGGAAGACCACACAUUGGGUAGUCUUCUGGUUGGCCGCCUGCAGAAAUUACCUUUUGUAUUCUUUGCUGCCUACAAGAUUGCCCACCCUGUUGACCCCAGGGUAUUGAUGGAGCUACGUGUGCAGACUGAUGGCUCCAUCACCCCCCGCGAGGCUCUCCUGGCAGCCGCCCAGGCUUUGAAUGCGGACCUGGACACCCUCUCUCUUCGUCUUGCUCGAGAGGUUGCGCUUAAGAAAGCUGAAUAUGCGUCCAAUCAAAUGGACGACUUCGCUAAUUACGCCUCAGGAGUGGCUGCCGAUGAGAUGGUCACCAGGGGCAUCAAUCCUUUCAACGUGCUUAGACCGUUUCCUGAUUACGAUCUGCUCGAUGAACGCCGCAAAUGUCUCCUCAUGGAAAUUGUUGCUGCUAGCAAAUGGAUUAUCCAGGUCAACUCUCCCGCUGAAAAAGAUCCUCGCAGCGAGUUUAACCGCCAGGCUACUAUCAGCAAGCAUAUUAGCGCCGCUACCAGGGAGUUUAUGUGCGCCUAUUUUACCGAGAAGAUGAGCGACCCCGUGAACGUUGUAAUCGACAAGGAUAUUAUCCGCCAGGCUAUCCAUCGGGCUUUCGAUAUCGUUAUCGAGGACGCGAGCAGAGAUUGUGCCUCCAACGCUUCCAGCGAGGCCAGUAACAACAUCAAAAUUGCUGUUGACAAAGACGCUGUCGACCAGGACAUCCAUUAG
Molecule: messenger RNA, 1026 nt
Organism: Penicillium taxi
Lineage: Eukaryota; Fungi; Ascomycota; Eurotiomycetes; Eurotiales; Aspergillaceae
Product: DNA-directed RNA polymerase II subunit RPB11
Exons: 4
Coding region: 1-1026 (341 amino acids)
Biological process (GO): transcription by RNA polymerase II
Cellular component (GO): RNA polymerase II, core complex
Molecular function (GO): protein dimerization activity; DNA binding
Source: RefSeq, a predicted model, not a curated record